CAGUUCACAGAUUCAAUUGGAGGCCAGCUGGUGGUAAACACAUCCAAGUAGCACAAAACAUAAAAUCAUACAAGAAAAAUGAAGAAAGACAAUACGAAUGUAACAUUUGCCUGAAAUCCUUCAAAAGAUCUCAUCAUCUUGAAUCCCACAAAAAGACCCAUACCGACGAGAAGCCAUUCAGUUGCGCUUUCUGCUGUAAGACAUUUAGACGCAAACAUCACCUUAAUAGACACAUGAGUACUGUUCACAGACAACUCAUAAAUCGGCAGGUCACAGAAUAUGCUGAUAUGAAUGCUGAAAAAGGCACAUCGGAAAAUGUUUAAAAACAAAAAAGACUCCAGAUUCAUAUAGCAUGCCGUUUUUGUAGUAUUAAAGCGAUCAUCCCAAAUUGUGAUUUUGAUAAACUCACCUGGCCAAUCCACUUUCACAAAAACUUCAAGAUUUGAAGACUUAAACUAUUUAAAAGUCUCUCUGACUAAUAUGAAAUACAAUGUGUAUGUAUAGGAUGUUCUAAUUAUCCCAUAGUUGAGGUCAAAUCAUCCCAUAGUUCACCACACAUUGAUUUAAAUAUAUAUAUGUGUUAUUCUACAGAUUUGACCUCAACUAUUACUUAUAUUCUACUGUGUGUCAUUUUAUUAUUGUAGUGUAGUUACUAUAUUAAGUAUAUUUACAUUCAUGUAAUUAUACUGAAACUGAUAAUUGUUUGCUUUUUGUUGUAAAAAUAAAAU
Owenia fusiformis is the source of this 728-nucleotide messenger RNA. NCBI's taxonomy places the organism in Eukaryota, Metazoa, Annelida, Polychaeta, Sabellida, Oweniidae. The record is from the annotation of a GenBank genome assembly.